AUGACGACAUUCACGGUAUCCUUUUCCAUACAUUGUUUUUGCAAAAAGGUUCAUUUCAGGAGCAUUUUUGGCGAUUUUUCUUUGGUUUUUCACUAUUGGCGACCUUGAAGGCCGCCAAUUACACGUGUGAGUGAAAAUUAGCCCCUAUAGGGGUUACUAAAGCUUGCCAGAGGUUUUAGUUAGGUGCCCCUAUAGGGGACAUGCUAGCCAGUAAUUUUCAUGCCUAUGCGUAAGAGCAGUUCCAUCAGACCCUAAACCCCUAUAGGGACCACUUUUUCGGCCCCUAUAGGGGUUGUUGUUCCCCUUGCUCCUAUAAGGACACUCUAAAUAACCUAAGAUUGAAACCGUCUGAUUUCUUUGCGCUCUCUCGGUUUUGCAUGUUGUUUUUCUGUUUGUCUAACUUUAGGGUUAGACAUAAUAGAGCGCAGAGAAGUCAGAAUGCUUCAAUUUUACUCAAAAAUUAACUUUUCAGUGAACGACACCUGUGACUGGGUUACCUGUCCGUCGGGCCAGGUAUGCGCCCAACUGUUCAUGCCGCUAUUCAGUGCUCCCGUGGAGGCACCCAGAUGUGUACCUCAUUUUCCUUCUGACCUUACCUGUACCGACACAAAAUGCUCCAACACGAGCCGAUGUGCUUCAUUCUCCGGCAACUCUCCCUACUGUUACCCUAAUUACGGUGAGAUCGUUCGUCUGACUUGUCUGCGCCCUCUUUUCUCUCAUCGAUCAUGAGAGGAAGAGAAGAGAGUGCAGAGAAGUUCUAGUUUUGUUCUUUAUUCUCCGGCAACUCUCCCUACUGUUACCCUUACUAUGGUGAGAUGGUUCAUUCUCCCCGUCUGACUUGUCUGCGCCCUCUUUUCUCUCAUCGAUCAUGAGAGGAAGAGAAGAGAGCGCAGAGAAGUUUUAGUUUAGUUCUUCCUUCUCCGGCAACUUUCCCUUUUGUUAUCCUAACUAUGGUAAGAUAGUUCAUUCUAUCCUUCUGACUUGUCUGCGCCCUCUUUUCUCUCAUCGACCAUGAGAGGAAGAGAAGAGAGGGCAGAGAAUUUCGAAUAUAGUUCACUCGCCACUUUUCAAAACAGUCUGGCUUCUCUUCACUCUGUUCACUCUAAUCAACGAAGGAAGAGAAAAGAGAGCCCAGAGAAACGAUACUUGAAAAUGACCUGAAAAAUGAAAAAUUCAGAUCUGAUGCCGUGCACAAAAAGGAUAUGCCCCAGAGACAAGAUCUGCUUCCAAGAAAAUGAAAAUUCGACCACUUCAAAGUGUGUGAAACCGGAAGGUUUGUUAGGACUUGCGCCCGACGAGAAACUGUUUGCGCGCGACAGCAUACUGGAUCAACGAAAACCAUUUUACAGCCGUACCAAAAUGUGCAGGGAAGAACGAGAUUUUCACCUCUUGUGAGAAUGGAUGCGAUCCAACCUGUGACUAUCCUCGUUUCAAGGUAAAAAUUUCUUUCCAAUUAAUAAAUAUUCAUUUUUAGAACUGCAAUACAUCAAUCUGUAGAAGAGGCUGUAAAUGUAGGCCUGGUUAUUUGAGGUUAAAUGGAACGUGUACCAAGGGAAACGAGUGUCCCGCACCAAGUUUGUGGUUUUUUUUUCUCCAUUUGAUUCGAGACUAAUCGAAUAUAUUUGUAAUUUGCUGCAUAAUCUCGAAAUAAGACCUCAAAAUUGGCGAAAAACAAGGCCGAAAAAUCAACACAAAACAAUGAAACAAUUGCGCUCUAUUGACAUAUUGACCUUGAAAAAAUCUGCAACUUGAUUUUUUCGCCUUAUUCCCUUAUGUAUUCAUACUCCAACCCUAUUUCUACAAUAAAAUCAAAUUUUUCAAAAAAUUAGCAAUGGAGCGCACAUGCUCGUACCGCGGCUAUUUUUUCUCAACUAUCAAUUUUGGUUGUUUUCACUCGAAAAAAGGAUUUUUUGACCCAAGAUGCCUGAUUUUUGAACAUUAGCAGUAGAGCGCAUAAGAUCGAGUCUCAGAGGCUAUUUUUUUCAACCAAUUAAAAGAAAUAGGUGGCAUAUUGGCAUUGAAAAAACCGCAUCUUGACUUAUUUAGCCUCAUUUCCUUUCGGAUCCACAUUACAUCCACAUUUCGAGUAUUAAAAUCGACUUUUUAAAAAAUUAGCGAUGGAGCGCACAUGCUCGUACCGUGGCUAUUUUUUCUCAACUAUCAAUUUUGGUUGUUUUUAUUUCAAAAAAGACGCUUUUUUGGCUUCUGAUGCCUGAUAUUUGAUUAUUGGCGAUAGAGCGCAUGAGAUCGAGUCUCAGAGGCUGUUUUUUUCUACCAUUUUGGGAGUUUGAAAAAAAAAAUGAAAUAGGUGGCAUAUUGGCAUUGAAAAAAUCUGCAACUUGACUUGUUUUGCCGUAAUCCCUUUUGUAUUCCCAUUUCAUCCGUAUUUUAAGUACAAAAUCCACUUUUUCAAAAAAAUUAGCAAUGGAGCGCACAUGCUCAUACCACGGCUAUUUUUUCUCAAGAAUCAAUUUCGGUUAUUUUCAUUCGAAAAAAAGGAUUUUUUUUCACCCAAAAUGCUCAAUUUUUGAAUAUUAGCAAUAGAGCGCAUGAGAUCGAGUUCCAGAGUCUUUUUUUUUCAAUCAACUGGAAGUUUAAAACAAUUUUUUCGCCUUGUUUCCGUUCGGAUUCACAUUACAUCCACAUUUCGAGUAUAAAAAUCGACUUUUUAAAAAAUUAGCAACGGAGCGCACAUGCUCGUACCGCGGCUAUUUUUUCUCAACUAUCAAUUUCGGUUGUUUUUUCGACUAACUUGGAAGUUUUAAAAAGGAGAUAGGUGUCUUUUUACAAGCGAAAUGUUUUUUUGGAAAAAAAUCCAAGUUCAGACACCACAACCUGUGCCUCUCUGAAAUGCCCAACCGGUCAGAAGUGUAAGCAAUCUUUCGAUCAGGAUUUUUUGACACCAUUUGGACCCCCAGCUUGCGUAAAUACUACUGCAAAUCAGACGCUUUGCGUCGACAUGACUUGUCCCAAGAACAGGAUGUGUACUGAUGGGGAAAGGAAAAGUUACUGUUUCAUCAAGCCAGGUGAGUACUCUUUUGAAAAAAAAUAUGGGAUUUUUCAGAUCAUUUACCGUGUUACAAGCGUAAAUGUCCAAGUGGGACAAUUUGUUUCGAGGCCUCGCCAAAGAAUUCUACUUCUAAAUGUAUCCUUCGCAAAGGUAAACUUGAAUGGAAAGUCGCAUUUGGAAUGGCUCGACGCCUGACGGUAUCAUAUAGCAUGAGGGAGUAGCAAAGUCGGUUUAGGUCGGGCGCACUCUAAGAUUCAUUUUUGAAAUUUUUUUUCGAAGCUUCGCCUAGGAAUUCUUCCUCUAAAUGUAUCCUUCGUGAAGGUGAACUUGAGUACAAAGUUGCAUUUGGAAUGGCUCGACGCCUGACGGUAUCUAAUAGCAUACGGGAGUAGCAAAGUCGGUUAAGGUCGGGCGCACUUUAAGAUUAAUUUUGAACAAUUUUUUCGAGACUUUGCCUAGGAAUUCUUCCUCUAAAUGUAUCCUUCGUAAAGGUUGAGUCUAAAGUCGCAUUUGGAAUGGCAUGACGCCUGACGGUAUCUUAUAGCAUAAGAGAGUAGCAAAGUAGGUUAAGGUCGGGCGCACUUUAAGAUUAAUUUUGAACAAUUUUUUCGAGACUUUGCCUAGGAAUUCUUCCUCUAAAUGUAUCCGUCGUAAAGGAAAACUUGAGUCUAAAGUCGCAUUUGGAAUGGCUCGACGCCUGACGGUAUCUUGUAGCAUAAGGGAGUAGCAAAGUCGGUUAGGGUCGGGCGCAGUUCAAGCUUCAUUUUCAAUGCUAAAAAGUGACUUUUCGAGGCAUUUCAAAGCGUAUAUUUAAUCAAUUUUUGAACAUCUCUCAAAAAACCAUUCAGAUGCUCCAAAAUGCACUAGUCCCAACGAAACAUACACCCCUUGCAAGAAUGGUAGAGAUGAAGACGUCUGUGAUCCUUCCUCAGUUAAGGUGAUUAAUUUUUUGACUUAAAGCUGAAAAAAUUUGAUAGGGUCCACUGAUUAUUUUGAUAUAUUUGAUAAACUCGAUUAUCCCAGAAAGUCUCGAAAAACGACUGCGUUCCCGGGUGCAAAUGCAAAGUCGGAUUCGUGAGAAUCGCCGGAAAAUGCGUCAGCUACAAAGAAUGUCCUCCAGUUGUCCAUGGCAGUGAGUUUCAGGAAAAAAUUUAAACGUCAAAAAAAUGUUUCAGAAUUCACUUGCAGACCAAACGAAGCGUAUCAAAAGACCGAAAAUUACCUUUUGAACAACUGCAAGCACAAGUUCUACGUGAGACUAAUAACAAAAAUUUCAAGUUUGAAUGUUUUUUUCAGAAUCUGAAUGAGAGAGAGAAGCACUGUGUUUGUCGUUGGGGUCUUAGAAGGAAUUCCAAGGGAAAUUGUGUUCCUUUGAGCGAAUGUCCAAAAGGUAAAAUGGAAAAAUCAGGCUUGGUUGAUCGAGGAAAUCAUGCUCUAUUGAUAAUUUCUGAUUAUCAAGCUUCUAGAAAAUGAAACUUCAAAAAAACCGAGUUUCUCGUAUUUUUAGAAACUACUCGUACGUUGGUAAAGCGGAACGGACGUUUCUGUGCCAUUCUAGGGAUCACUUAAGAGUUCUGACGCUACUAAAGUGGUCACUAGGAAUGCUCAGAAACGUCCGGAGCAAGUUCGUUUCGCAUUACCAAUGUUCGAGUAGGUGAAAAAAGGUGAGAAAAAAUAGCCGUGAUAUACUGGAUCAAAUAUGCUCCACGGAUAAUCCAAACUUUUACUUCAGAAAAAAAAAACGACGUUUUUGUCAUUUACAACCCCUAUAGGGGCCAAAAAGGUGGUCCCUAUAGGAUUAAGGGUCUUCCUAGAAUUCCUUCACCGAAGCUUUCAAGUCAAAAACCGCAGCCCAGCCAUUCCCCACGCGACCAACACUAUAGAAAAUCGUUAACAUUGCAGACAGCUGCGAUUUGAACGAAGAAUGGUCGAAAUGCCCCUACUGUGAGGAUUAUUGCGGCGGAACCGCGUUCCGAUUGAUGUGCGAGAAAGGCUUCGAGCACUUGCAGAACAACUGCGAGCCCGGCUGCGGAUGUAAACCAAACUUUGCUAGGAACCUGAGCGACGUCUGUGUCCCGACCGCUUCCUGCACUUUGUGA
Molecule: messenger RNA, 5109 nt
Organism: Caenorhabditis auriculariae
Lineage: Eukaryota; Metazoa; Nematoda; Chromadorea; Rhabditida; Rhabditidae
Source: the annotation of a GenBank genome assembly